Messenger RNA from Dioscorea cayenensis subsp. rotundata (Guinea yam), 531 nucleotides. Its product is annotated as mitochondrial import receptor subunit TOM7-1-like. Gene Ontology annotation, cellular component: mitochondrial outer membrane translocase complex. Lineage: Eukaryota; Viridiplantae; Streptophyta; Magnoliopsida; Dioscoreales; Dioscoreaceae. Gene Ontology annotation, biological process: protein import into mitochondrial matrix. Bases 59 to 271 code for a protein of 70 amino acids. The transcript has a single exon. The record is from RefSeq and is a predicted model, not a curated record.
ACUCUUUGUUCGCUCUAGGGUUUUAGAGCGCGGGUUGGUGAUCUUGAGGAGUGCUCUAAUGGCGCCUAGGGUUUCAGCGAAAGGGAAGGGGAAACAGGGGAAGGGCGGCGGUGGGGAUCGAUCGGCUUGCCGCUGCGUCAAGGAGUGGACUACUUGGGCCAUGAAGAAGGCCAAGGUCAUCACCCACUACGGCUUCAUCCCUCUUAUCAUCGUCAUAGGUAUGAACACCGAGCCCAAGCCCCAACUCUCGCAGCUCCUUUCUCCUGUCUGAUGGUGGAUCGGAUCAUUGGAGAUCUGGCGCUGGUCUUUCGCGUAUGCGUCGACUUUACUCUGUUUUUUAGAUCUCGAUUUAGAACUUUGUCGACGUGUUAUUUGUUAUUCUUCAUAUAACAGUUGUGACAGAAAAGAAAGUUUGGAUUUUGAUUUAUGAGUAGUUGAGUUGCUUGUUCGCUUUCAAUGUUUUGGUUUCUUUAGUGCUUUGGAUGAGAUUUAGACUCAGUUAAUAAAGCAUGGAUCAUGGUUUUUUUUUUC